This is a messenger RNA of Sphaeroforma arctica JP610, 219 nucleotides long. RefSeq lists its product as hypothetical. The record is from RefSeq and is a predicted model, not a curated record. The annotation marks the transcript as partial. NCBI's taxonomy places the organism in Eukaryota, Ichthyosporea, Ichthyophonida. The transcript has a single exon.
CCUCUAACACCCAUGGCUCUUGCGGCGAAAAGCUUAUCCUCGGCAUCCGAGCGAGUACACACCGCUGUGACGGCUGCCAACGCUGGUACGACAAACUCGACAAAUCUCACAAAUCCCUCUGGGACCCACGCCGCUCAGCUUCAUGCACAGCAGCAGCACAACACACAGCAACACGCUCAGAAAGCACAGGCGCAGGCACAGCAGAGGCAGCAGUCGCAG